CUUCCCCCAGGGGUUAUGGUAACCUGUGAUCGAGGCGUCUACAAGCUGAUCGAUGGGCAGGUUGAGCUUAAAACUUAUUUGAUAACGGAGAAAAUGUACACACGCAAUGCGUGCUUCAUAACGUCUGAAGGUCUGAAGGCAGCCUUGGAAUUUCCUGGAGUGCAUCGGCUUUACUCGGAAUCAAGCUCUAGAUAUAUAUUGCAAGUAAAUGAAGUAGAACAUAUAAGAGCGAGCGACAAAGUGCUAUACCUGCUUUUGAGGCGUGUUGAUGGGGGGAAGGUCGAUACUCUAAGUGCAUGCCUGCUCUCCGAGUCGUUGGUUCUGUUUACGCACAGCGUCAAUAACUUUCGCCUGGCGUCUGAAAUGGUCAACAAAGCCACUUAUCGCACAAGCCUAAGCAGCUACGUACAGAACACCUUUAAGAAGAUCUUCGAAGAAGCCAAGGCCAUGGAGUCGUCCACUCAAGGCAAGCUGGACCUCCUACGCAGCGUCAAUGGGGUACCCACAAAAAAGGAGCUCAAAAAACUAUUGAAAACUAGUGGAGUUGGUGGCCGCAUUUCGGGUGAACCGAAACUACCCGUUGAACCUACUAAGGUGCCACCAAAUCUGCUGCAGAUCCGUUCAAUCAACAUUAAUGGUCAGGACAUCCAAUUGGCCGACUACGGAGAAGUUAUCAUUGCUAACAUCUCAAGCGCUGAGAGCUUCGAGGAUCUAAUCACCAGUAUGGCCGAGCACUGGAAGCCAAACAUGUACAAGCUGAUGCUCCGAAUGACGCAGACCUUUGUGGAAGCACCGAAAAGGAGUUUUGGCUGAAGUACCACCUACCCACGGAAUCGGUGCUCUAUCAGAUCAUUCGACAAACACUGAAACACCAUGCGAGCUUGGACCACAAAGAAGUCUCGGAGGCAUUGCCUGAUAUUCUGAGAAGCGUGCGCUGCUAUUUCGCCUCCCGCACUCCCCUUUGUCCACCAGAGUUUCUGAAGAAGUGCCCCAAGUGCGUGGGUUACUACAAUGAGGGUAC
This is a messenger RNA of Drosophila guanche, 1021 nucleotides long. RefSeq lists its product as uncharacterized. The record is from RefSeq and is a predicted model, not a curated record. Lineage: Eukaryota; Metazoa; Arthropoda; Insecta; Diptera; Drosophilidae. The transcript is spliced from 3 exons. The coding region runs from base 16 to 813 and encodes 265 amino acids.